This is a messenger RNA of Linum trigynum, 1218 nucleotides long. The record is from the annotation of a GenBank genome assembly. NCBI's taxonomy places the organism in Eukaryota, Viridiplantae, Streptophyta, Magnoliopsida, Malpighiales, Linaceae.
AUGGGGAAAUUGACGAUGCGGGAGAAGUUGGAGGAAAUGAAGCCGGCGGCGGUGAUGGUGGUGGUACAGGUGGCAUUCGCCGGCGUCAACAUCUUGUACAAGCUGGCGGCGAACGACGGGAUGAGCCUCAAGGUCAUCGUCGCCUACCGAUUUCUCUUCGCCACCGCCUUCAUGGUCCCCCUCGCCGUCGCUCUCGAAAGGAAGAAGCAGCCCAAAUUCCGGUGGUCGAUCCUGGUGCAUGCAUUCCUCUGUGGCCUGUUUGGGGGCUCACUGGCUCAGAACCUCUACCUGGCGAGCCUGGCUCUGACCUCGCCGACGUUCGCCUCCGCCAUGGCCAACCUCGUCCCCGCCAUCACCUUCAUAUUGGCCGUCUCCUUCAGGAUAGAGAGGCUGGGGCUGGGAACCGUCGGAGGGAAGGCGAAGCUGGCGGGGACGUUGGUCGGGAUAGGUGGCGCCAUGCUGCUCACUUUCUACAAAGGCUCGGUCCUCGACACCUGGUCAACGCACGUUGACCUCCUCCACUCGCCGCCGCCACCGCAUUCCCGCCACGUGGCGGCCGACCACCAGAACCGUGGCCUCGGUGCUCUCUUCGCCGUUGGCAGCUGCUGCUCCUACGCACUCUGGCUCAUCGUCCAGGCGAAGAUGGGGGAGAGGUAUCCAUGCCCCUACUCGGCGACGGCAUUGAUGUGCAUCAUGGGAUCGAUUCAAGCCGUUGUAUAUGCUUUGUGCACUGAAAGAGACUGGACUCAAUGGAAGCUCUGUUGGAACGUCCGCCUUCUCACCGUCGCCUAUUCUGGAAUUGUGGCGUCGGGGCUGAUGGUGACGAUCAUAGCGUGGUGCGUGAAGAAGCGAGGACCACUGUACGUCUCGAUUUUCAACCCGCUGAUGCUGGUCUGCGUCGCCGUCGCUUCCAACUUGCUCCUCAACGAGAAGCUUCACCUGGGAAGCGUGCUGGGGGCGACGUUGAUCAUUUGCGGGUUGUACUGGGUGAUAUGGGGGAAGGGCAAGGAGAUGGCGGAGCGGCAGAUCAUAUUGGAGAAGGAGCUGAUCAGUAGUGUACAUGAGAAUAACGUUCCUAGCAAUAUCAACGUACUCGACGGUCCAAGGACCGCGACGGAAAUGGAUCAUCAUGGUCGUCGAGAUACGAAUGUCGAAAUCGUCGUUGUACGUCUGUCGUCGUCGUCGGACGGGACGGGACGGGCCAAGCCCUCGACAUGA